Polychytrium aggregatum is the source of this 1174-nucleotide messenger RNA. RefSeq lists its product as uncharacterized. Bases 82 to 990 code for a protein of 302 amino acids. The transcript has 7 exons. NCBI's taxonomy places the organism in Eukaryota, Fungi, Chytridiomycota, Chytridiomycetes, Polychytriales. Gene Ontology annotation, cellular component: membrane. Gene Ontology annotation, molecular function: serine-type endopeptidase activity; protein binding. The record is from RefSeq and is a predicted model, not a curated record.
AUCUCAUCGGACAGAUCGCUCGGGGCCGAGAUACGGACACUUCCCAGCAGCCCAGUCGGCCUCAGAUCUCCAGAGUCCACAAUGCUUCCCUCGGGCCCCUCAGGCUUCUACAAUGCACCCGUGUCCAAGGGGGUGUUUCUGUUCGUCGGAAUCAACAGCCUACUCUCGGCCGUUUUCAAGUUCAAGCACAGCUUUCAUCUGCAGCUUUUCCCCCACAUUGUGCGCGACCACCAAUUCUGGAGACUGAUCUCAACUCAUUGCGCUUUCCGCAGCAGUGCAGAGAUCCUGUUCGGCAGCUUGUUGAUCUACCACAUGCGCUUAAUUGAGCGACAAUGGGGAACCUCCAAGUUCGCUUCCUUUGUGACAAUCACUUCGACCCUGUCAACCAUAUUCUACGUGGCCGUCCUCGCCUCGGGCCAUUACUUUGGCCUGAAAUAUGUGUCGUCGGGACCAUAUGCCAUUAUCUUUGCUGCCCUGUGGCAGUAUCAUGCAACUGUUCCGGCCACUUGGAAGUCGCAGUUGCUGGGCAUGAGCUUCAGCGACAAGUAUCUGCCAUACAUGAUGGCUGCCCAGCUCUUGCUGUCGUCGUUCCCAAACUCAGCCGUGGCCGGCGUCUGUGGCCUUGCCGCAGGAAUGCUCUAUCGACAACCGCUACUUCCCUUCCAAAAGUGGCGCUAUCCCCAGGCUGUUCGCAGCUUUUGCAAGGCGUGGAUCCUUCCCUUGCUGAUGUCCUCCAAUGUCCAGCGACCUUCCCUCACCAAUGUUCAGGAGCGUACACCUCGACCACCCGCCCCAAGAACCAGUAACCAUGAUGCCGACACUAUUGCCCAAGCUUCGACAGAAAAUCCUCCAGAGGAACAGAUCUCAGCCCUUGAAAGCAUGGGCUUCCAGCGCGAGGACGUCCUCGCCGCGUUGCGCAUGAGCGGCAAUGAUACAAAUCGAGCGGCUGCACUCUUGCUUGAUGGGCAGGAGGGUCAGAACAUGCAGUGAACCUGGGUACACCGAUUGACACGCUCUAUUUGAGGAUUGGGUCUUCGUCAUCGAGAGAGCCUUCUUAGCACGAUCCCGUUGCUGUGGACGGAUUAUAGCUACACGAAUCUUUGUUUCCGAGCCCUGUGAUGUGACAAAGUCUAUACUCGAAUUCUCAAUAUUGGCAUUGCCGUUCUGGAUCGUA